This is a messenger RNA of Coregonus clupeaformis (lake whitefish), 1510 nucleotides long. RefSeq lists its product as uncharacterized. Gene Ontology annotation, biological process: positive regulation of GTPase activity. The transcript is spliced from 5 exons. Gene Ontology annotation, molecular function: guanyl-nucleotide exchange factor activity. Gene Ontology annotation, cellular component: cytosol. Bases 313 to 1248 code for a protein of 311 amino acids. The record is from RefSeq and is a predicted model, not a curated record. NCBI's taxonomy places the organism in Eukaryota, Metazoa, Chordata, Actinopteri, Salmoniformes, Salmonidae.
GCACAGGUGCAGGAGUAAGAGUAGGAGAGAAAGAAACAUGCCUGAAAGAGCGGGAGUAUGGAAUAUGUAACAUAAAAGGCAAGAAGGAAACAGAUAAAAUAAUUCAGGGCUUGCUGGUAGAAAGAAAGGAGAAUACGGUGUCUGAAACAGCAACAGAUAGGGGUGACAGAUGUUCAUGAAAGCUGUUGAAGAGAUACGGAUAAUAAACAAGUAAAAGGAUGAGAGAGGAAGUACAGAGGUGUGUAAAGAAGAUUGUUUGGUUGACAGAAGAUUUGAGAAACGAGUGCCCGCAAGCUGCAACAAUAAGGCCGGAUGGGAGUCUGUACUGACACACACACAUAUGCACGCAUACACACCCACAUGGAUAGACUGCGGCCGACCAGUGACUCCGGUCGACUACUGCCUGUGGUACCCAAAGACCCUCUCACUAAUGCGUUAGAUGCCAUUGUGGUCAGCACUGAUCUCAUCGAGGAUGAACUCCGACCACACCUGGACACAGUACUUACUGUCAUACAGGAAAAACAGCGUGGGGCUGCGGAACAGGUGGCAGUGAGUGGUGUAUUACCUACUCUGGCUCAAGCCCUUAGGAGGAGAGGACCGCUUACUCUAAUGACCGCUAAACUGGUGUCAGAACUGGCCAGAGAAACGGUGAUCAGGGAAAGGUGUGGUGAGACAGGGGUGUCGUCUGCUCUGCUGUCUGUGCUGGUCUCCAGGGAUCAGGAGCUGCUGAUACAUGCUGGCCACGCUAUCGCUCGUAUCUGCUACGACAGCCGGUGUCAACAGGAGCAGUUGUUGUGUUUGGGGGCGGUCCCUCUGCUGGUCGGAAUCCUGCUGCGUUUUAAAGGCAACGAGGCUCUGGAGGGUGUGUGUCUUGUGGCCCUGUGUAACUUAGGUGACAUGGGGGAGGGGGGGGAGGAUGGAGGUAUAUCGUGGGAGAGGGGCGUGUCGCUAUGUCCCGAGGAGUCCGUGUUUCGUGGUGUGACUUGUCACUCCUGCGGCUUUGGCUCCAUGGUUACAGUUGUCAGACUGACCCAGUGGUCGCCCGGGCAACACACCGUCAGCAUCGAGAUGCUACCCCGUUAUUCCAUCGGGUUCUGGACUAUGCAUAACAACUGCCGGACAGUGCGACGUUCGCCGCUCUCUCACCUGGGAACAUGUCCCAAGUUCUACAAAACCAUCAAGUACUCCGUCCAGAACAUUCCCAACAGUAGGAGCCUGAAGUCACGAGUCUUCCACAUCUUCCUUUGAGAGUGGAAUGGACUACAAACAUGGCAGAACAGGAUGGACUACAAUCAUGGCAGCAUAUUGUGGACUACAAACAUGGCAGCAUAUCAUGAACUACACAUAUUUUUCAUGGACUAUGAAUAUGGUAUUCUAUCAAUGACAAACAGGAUAACUCAUUCACACCUUUUUCUUAGAGAGGAACAGACUACAAACAUGGCAUUCUAUGGACUACAAACAGGUUGACUCUGAAAGUCACUGCAGAUACACUACCAGUCAAAAGUUUGGA